AUGAAAGAUUUUCAAUUGCAAAUUCCCAUUGAUGAAAAAAUCGAGCCAGUUGUCCAAUCGGUAAGGCGUAUACCUUUCAGUCUCAGAGAAAAGCUAGAAAAAAAGCUAUUAGAACUAGAAAACAAUGAUAUAAUCGAAAGAGUAAACAGUCCUAGCCGCUGGGUAAGCCCAGUUGUUGUAGUGCCUAAAGGAGACGACGAUAUUAGGCUUGUUAUCGAUAUCAGGCGAAGCAACACGGCUGCGAAGCGGGUACGACACCCGAUUCCUACCGUGGACGAGGUGCUGUACGAUUUGAACGGAUCAACAGUGUAUAGUAAGCUAGACAUUUCAAAUGCCUAUCAUCAACUCGAGCUUCAUCCUGAUUCAAGGGAAGUAACUACGUUUAUAACUCAUGUUGGAAUGUUCCGUUACAAAAGAUUACUCCAGGGAGUCAGCUGUGCUAGUGAAAUGUUUCAGAAAGUGCUUGAACAAGUUCUACAAAAUUGCCCUGGUACACGUAACAUUAUGGAUGAUAUAAUAGUGCACGCGCCUACAAAAGAUGAACACCAGAAGUGUUUAGAAAAUGUGCUCAGAGUGUUACAUGAAAAAGGGUUCACAUUAAACUCAUCGAAGUGUCAAUUUGAAAUGUCAAAAGUGACAUUCAUGGGAAACGUAUUGUCCGAACACGGGGUUGGUCCAACCGAAAGUAAAGUGCGCGAUGUGCUCAACGCAAGAGCACCACGAAAUGCCGCGGAAGUUAGGUCAUUCUUAGGAUUAGUCAAUUUCAAUGCUAGGUAUAUUCAAAAUCUGGCUUCAAUUUCAGAACCGAUGAGAAGACUCACACGAAAAAAUGUCAGGUUUAAAUGGGGCCGCGAAGAGCAAAAUAGCUUUGAUACAUUGAAACAGAAAUUGGCAAGCGCGGAAAUAUUAGGUUAUUUCGACAUAAAUGCCAAAACACAAGUCGUGACCGACGCAAGUCCCUAUGGGCUUUCAGCUGUUCUCACUCAACGUCAAGGCAAUGAUUACCGUGUUAUUUGUUAUGCUAGCCGCAGUUUAACUGAUGUUGAAAGGCGGUAUUCCGUGACCGAGAAAGAAUGUGCUGGCGUUAUUUUUGGAGUCGAGAGAUUUCACACAUAUUUACACGGCAUUGACUUUGAACUUGUUACUGAUUGUAAAGCUGUUCAGUACAUUUUCGCGCCAAAGUCAAAACCAAGUGCGCGAAUCGAAAGAUGGGUCUUGCGAUUGCAGGGAUAUAGAUAUACAAUGCGCCAUGUCCCAAGCCGCGAGAACAUUUCAGAUUGUCUGAGUAGAUUAUUGGCUGAUGAUAAAGAAAAACGGAUGUCAUAUUUUAUAGAUGAUGAUAACUAUAUUCUGAAUAUAGCACGUGCCGCAACGCCUGAAGCGGUAACAACGCGAGAAAUAGAAAAAGCGUCUAGAUACGACCCUGAAAUGUCUUCAAUUCGUGAUUGUUUGAUGUACGGUUUAUGGUACAAAAUUCCAUUUAAGGAAUAUUUGAUUGUUAAAAACGAAUUGUCGGCUAUCGGAUUCUUAGUGCUUCGAGGUACGCGAAUAGUGGUACCAAAAGAAUUAAGAUCGAAAAUACUCGAAGCGGCACAUAGUGGUCAUCCUGGUAUAGUGUCAAUGAAACAGUCACUUCGUACACGCGUAUGGUGGCCACAGAUAGAUCAAGAUAUAGAGAAAUAUUGUAAAUCUUGUCAUGGUUGUCAAUUAGAAGGCCCUCCGGCGCCUCCGGAGCCGCUAAAACCGACGGAACUACCUAGUGGACCGUGGGAAUAUUUAGCAUGUGACUUAUUAGGACCACUUCCGACAGGUGAACAUUUAGUCGUGGUAAUAGAUUUUUACAGCCGAUUUAUGGAAAUAGAAAUCGUAAAAUCCACCACAUCGGAAAAUAUUGCUACAGUUCUUAUGAAAAUGUUUGCGAGACACGGAACAUGCUUCCUUUUAAGGACUGAUAAUGCAAGUUAUUUUACAAGUGACUAUUUCAAGUCAUUUCUAAAAGAACAUGGCAUUAAACUAACACAUUCUACGCCCUUAGCGCCAAAUCAAAAUGGGCAAGUAGAAAGACAGAUGUCAAGCAUAAUGAAGCGUAUUCGCAUAGCAAUUGCUGAAAAACGUAAUUGGAAACAUGAGCUUCAGACAUAUUUAUUGAUGUAUCGCAGUAGCCCGCAUGCUACCACAGGUGUAAGUCCAGCAGAAUUACUGUACGGUCGUAAAAUUAGGACCAAAGUCCCAUGCUUACAGGAAUACGGAAAAUUCGAUCUUUCCGAUCAAUCUGUAAGAGAUAGAGACUGCGAGAAAAAAGAAAAAUCAAAACAGUAUACGGAUCAAAAAAGGAAUGCGGUAGAAAAUUCCAUUUCUGUAGGUGAUUUAGUCUUGUUAAGAAACAAAAAGAAAGAUAAAACAGACACGCGUUUUUCGUCUAAACCUUAUACUGUUACGCAGAAACACGGGAAUUCGGUUACCAUAGAGAGGGAUGGGGUGCAGUAUAAUAGGGAUGUCACUCAUUUAAAAAAGUACGAAACGCCGUUUUCGGAAAAUACGUCCCAUGAAAAGAAAAAGUGCAUGUCGAAAAAACCAGAAAAAUACAAAGAUUACGUCUGUGAAAAUGAGUACAGUUGA
Mercenaria mercenaria is the source of this 2619-nucleotide messenger RNA. RefSeq lists its product as uncharacterized. NCBI's taxonomy places the organism in Eukaryota, Metazoa, Mollusca, Bivalvia, Venerida, Veneridae. Gene Ontology annotation, biological process: DNA integration. The record is from RefSeq and is a predicted model, not a curated record. Bases 1 to 2619 code for a protein of 872 amino acids. Gene Ontology annotation, molecular function: nucleic acid binding. The transcript has a single exon.